UUAGGUAGUUAGCUGAAAUUCCUUUAGAUGUUUAUUUAGCAAUUAGUUGGUUCUUUGGUUUGGGGAAGUGGUGGCUCAGUGGAUUAAGGCUCUGUAGUACUAAUCAGAGGGUUGGGGUUUCAAGCCCCACUGUUGGGCCCCUGGAUAUGGUCCUUAAUCCAACUGCUCAACCUAUCCCUGUUGGGGGCACCAUGUUAAAAGUUGUUCAUUUAGUUGAAUUUCCUUUAGUUUGUUAGUUGAAAUUCCUUUUGAUGGUUCCUUGGUUAACCUUCCUUGGUUAAUUGUUAGUUGUUUAUUUUGGUUAGUUUUUCAUUUAGUUCCUCUAGUUUGAUAGUUUAAUUAACUUUAGUCAUUUAUUUUGUUCAGUAGAUAGUUUCCCUCAUGUUCUGGUAAAUAUCAUGGAAAGUGAGAAGUGAGAGGGACAAAUCAAUUGAUUUUCAAACCAAGUAAGAAAGCAAAACUAAGUUGAGUUUAAAUGACUUUGCAUCUUGUCUAUUCUCCUGCAGACAGUGGUGUGUGUGAGAGAGAGAGAGAGAGAGAGAGAUUUUAGCUCACUUUGCCAGACUGUGUCCGUCCCACAGAUAAAGCAGGGAACAAUAACAGGGAAUGGGGUCAGCUAAAUGUGGAGAUAAGACCAGUUUUUCAUUCCUUGGGAAAAAUGAGCUCUCUUUUCUAUCGAUUAGCAGGAUACCUCCUCCUCCUCCAAGCAGUUCCCACCUUCCUUCCCUCAAGUCUAGUGUCAUUUUAAUCCUGCUAUAGAUAAAAUUCCCCAGGCCACUCCUAGCUCUUCUAAACAUCAAUUCAUUAACACUCUAAUAAAUAAAUUAAAUUAAUUGGGUGCCCUGUUAUAUCACACCCUGGUCUAUAAAUAACCAUUAAUAAUAAAAUCAUUUUUGCAUUGACUUUAACCUGUACCCACACUGGACAUUUUCACUUUCUUGCUUUCUCACCAAAAAUUUCUCUCUGUUCCGGUGACCUGAAUGUGACCUGACCACCGUUCUUUUCUUUUUCUCUCAAAUAAGUUUCAUUAUUCUCAAACUUUCCAUUCUGAGGUCUAAGCGGCGACAUCAGGCUCUUCAUGGCCUUCCCCUGAGACUGUGGGAAAGUGUGCUGCUAAAAGCACCCAUGCAUUGUCAUGUUAAUAGCUCAGUGUGGUGGUGGUUUGGAGGGGAGGUUUCGACAGCUACACGUUUAAAACGAGGUGGCAGCCUAAUUUUCCCAGCCUAGCAGGCACCAAACACUCCUGAGAAAGUAUCGACACCAAAAACUGAUCACCACAAGUUCCAGAUUUAAUUUUUACUUUGCAUCAGAAGUUAAGCAGAGAUAUGACUGCAUCAAAUCUUGGCAAUGGACCAGAAAAGAGCUUCAACGCCAAAGAGGAGCGUAAGCUUCGAAAGCCCCUGAUAGAGAAGAGACGUAGAGAACGCAUCAAUUCAAGCCUGGAGCAGCUCAAAGGGAUUAUGGUGGAUGCCUACAAUUUGGAUCAAUCAAAGCUGGAGAAGGCGGAUGUUCUGGAGAUAACUGUGCAACACAUGGAAGGCCUUCAAAGGGGCCUUGGACCAGCGGGCAGUCAAGGACAUAAUGUGGCUUUUGAAUCUCGCCAACGAUACAGUAGUGGUUAUAUCCAGUGUAUGCAUGAGGUGCAUAAUUUGCUCCUCAACUGCCCUGGCAUGGACAAAUCACUGGGUGCCCGUCUUCUGAACCACCUGCUGAAGGCUCUGCCUCAAAUCAGUGGAGAGAGUGGUGCCACAGGCAAUGCUGCCACCACCAGUCCUCUUCCUCUUCCCACCUCACCUACUACACUGGCCUUUCCCUCCUUUCCACCCCAUCCUCUCCAACUACACACCCCUCCCUCUCCUGUGAGCCCCCCCUCACCCAGCAGCCCCCACUGCUCUCCUGGAAUCCUCUUGCAGAGAGAGGGGGCUGGCAUGAGGCCCUCCCCACCCCAAUCACCCUCCCCCCAACCUUUAGCCCCUUCUGCCCUUCCCCCUGCCUUCCCAGGGGGUGACCCUUCUAUGUGGAGGCCGUGGUGAAGAAGUGAAACCCUCUACCACUUUUCACUUGCCCUGUCCCCCCUUCUUCCAUUCUUCCCUAAUAGUGUCCAUUACAUCCUCAUCUCCUGGGAUGUUUGAGUGCUGGGUCUUUUCACUCUGAGAGUGGAGAGGUCACCAAAUAAUAGUAGGUUUCCAAGCCCCUGGGGGUUUUGUGGCAUCAUUUGAAGAACUAUUCUUUAUGGUUGAUUUACUAUGGUGUGGGCUUGUUUGGAAAUUUGAAAAACAAAAGGGAACCACCAUCAAGGACGCUCACUUAGAAUUGAUCACAUGAGAAAAAGAAUAGUUGCUUCAUUAAUUGAUGAUACUGUUAUUUUGGGAAGCCAGGUAUGUAUAAGCAAUGUACUUUGCUUAAUUGUAUUUCAUUUUGAAAAUAUGUGUAAUUUUUUUUUCUUCGUAUGAUUUUCCUUUUCACUGUUUUUAGUAUUGCCCUUUCACUAAAGUUUAGUGUGGCGUGAUGUAUUUUACACUAUACCUCUGAUCAACUGGUAGUGACUGGUUUCUGCUACAAAAUAAUGGACAUGUGUUGGAAUGUCCUGAAUACACUAAGUAUGUAAAUAUGUGUGUAAUAUGCCAUGACCUCUGACACUUUUCUUGCUGACACUAAACUUUUAGACUUUACUGGUCCCCAGUUGUCUCACUUGAAGAAUUUUGUAUAUAAAGUCAGGUUCAGGUGCAAAACAUGUGCUAUUUACCCACUCUAUGUGCUGGUUAUCAGAAUAUGCUGUAAACAUUUCUGUGAAUAAAGAAAUGAACAUCCA
Molecule: messenger RNA, 2812 nt
Organism: Neoarius graeffei (lesser salmon catfish)
Lineage: Eukaryota; Metazoa; Chordata; Actinopteri; Siluriformes; Ariidae
Gene: her8a
Product: hairy-related 8a
Exons: 4
Coding region: 1326-2033 (235 amino acids)
Biological process (GO): regulation of neurogenesis; regulation of transcription by RNA polymerase II; anterior/posterior pattern specification
Cellular component (GO): nucleus
Molecular function (GO): RNA polymerase II cis-regulatory region sequence-specific DNA binding; DNA-binding transcription factor activity, RNA polymerase II-specific; protein dimerization activity
Source: RefSeq, a predicted model, not a curated record